AUGCUGUUUUACGGUUUGUAUAACAUUAACUCCAAGCAGCUUUUCCCUCAGACAGGAUUAUCUAGCUAUAGCUGGCCUCGUCAGUCAGCGUUCAAACUACCAUCCAAGAAUGGGAAGAGGUUUAAAAGUUUUAUGAUAGAAGAUAUAUUGAGCGAUAAACAAGAAACAGAGGAUCUAUUGACUAGCUCGUCAUCUUCGAGGAUAUCAGCCUUUCAGCCUCCCCGUGAGUCUCUGGCUGUUCCGUCAUCUGUUUUUCCAGUUUUUCCUGUCAACUUCCACAACAAUAUGCUUCAAAGACCAAUUCCUCGAACAUGUAAUUAUGGAUCUACAGCUCACCGAAAAGACACCGACAAUGUACCGAAAUGUUUCCGAACGAUCCUGAAAGAGAGCCGCAAGAAUCGUCGAAAUCGAACGGUGUUUUCGCGUCUCCAAAUGCAAAAAUUAGAAGAACACUUUGAAAGAAAGAGAUACUUGUCUUCACAAGAUAGGAAUGAUUUUGCCAAGUCUCUCUCUCUGACGUCUUUACAAGUGAAGACUUGGUAUCAGAAUAGGAGAAUGAAGUGGAAGAAAGAAAUGCUGAGUAUUGAUCCAUCAGCAGUGACUACACGAGCCAAAGGCAGGCCAAGAAAAGGCGAGUUCUAG
This is a messenger RNA of Actinia tenebrosa (Australian red waratah sea anemone), 642 nucleotides long. RefSeq names its product homeobox protein BarH-like 1. Gene Ontology annotation, molecular function: DNA-binding transcription factor activity, RNA polymerase II-specific; DNA binding. Gene Ontology annotation, biological process: regulation of DNA-templated transcription. NCBI's taxonomy places the organism in Eukaryota, Metazoa, Cnidaria, Anthozoa, Actiniaria, Actiniidae. The record is from RefSeq and is a predicted model, not a curated record.